UCUGUUUGAACAGGAAGGCGGACAUGUUGGUGGAGGGCUAGCAGCCAGGCGGAGCCGCCAUACCAUUACUGACAGCCUGGGCUGGAGGCGGUGUAGCCGGGGUUGAAGGCGCGGCCUGCGGGAGCACGGAGAGCACAGGGCGGCCGCGGUGACAGAGAGCCGGGAAAUAUCGCCACACCGGGGGGAGGGAGAUCGGUACCGGGAGCUGUCAGCCGGUCCCCCCUGUCACCGGCCGGCCCGCGGGCAGGACAGGCCCCGGCCUGGGUGUAUGUGUCCGGAGGCCCGGGGGGAGGAGGAGGAUGCCGGGGCCCGUCACACCGCACAGCCCGGCCCUGAAGCGGGGGUGAGGGGCCACAGGGAGCUCUGCAUCGCCGGCCACCGAGAGAGACCGGCAUAGACCCGCACCCACCGAGACCCGGAUACUGCACGGCGGACCCAGCGCCGACCGCCCCCGCCGGCGAGCAGAGCAUUGUAUCCACUGCAGCGGGAGACCGGGAGCCGAGUGCCAACAUGUCUACCGGGGAGAGCUUCGAGUCCCGCUUCGCCAAAAUCGAUGUGAUGCUCCGGGACCCCAAGUCGGAGGUCAACACGGACUGCCUGCUGGAUGGAUUGGAUGCCAUGGUGUAUGAUUUAGAUUUUCCAGCCAUGAGAAAAAAUAAGAACAUCGAUAACUUUUUAAACCGAUAUAAAGACACGAUUAGUAAAAUUCGAGAUCUACGAAUGAAGGCGGAAGAUUAUGAAGUAGUAAAAGUUAUUGGCAGAGGAGCAUUUGGUGAAGUUCAGCUGGUAAGGCAUAAAUCUACAAGAAAGGUCUACGCGAUGAAGCUUUUGAGUAAGCUGGAGAUGAUAAAGCGAUCUGACUCUGCAUUUUUCUGGGAAGAAAGGGACAUAAUGGCUUUUGCAAAUAGUCCUUGGGUUGUGCAGUUAUUCUACGCAUUCCAAGAUGACCGUUAUCUAUAUAUGGUUAUGGAGUACAUGCCUGGUGGAGAUCUUGUUAAUCUAAUGAGCAACUAUGAUGUUCCUGAAAAAUGGGCAAGGUUUUACACGGCACAGGUAGUGCUAGCAUUAGAUGCCAUUCAUUCUAUGGGAUUUAUUCACAGGGAUGUGAAGCCGGAUAACAUGCUGCUGGAUAAAUCGGGCCAUUUAAAACUAGCUGAUUUCGGUACAUGUAUGAAGAUGAACAGGGAAGGAAUGGUACGAUGUGACACUGCUGUGGGGACUCCAGAUUACAUUUCUCCAGAAGUUCUAAAAUCCCAAGGCGGGGAUGGCUACUAUGGGCGGGAAUGUGAUUGGUGGUCAGUUGGCGUCUUUUUGUAUGAAAUGCUUGUUGGUGACACACCCUUUUAUGCAGACUCUUUGGUUGGAACGUACAGCAAGAUUAUGAACCAUAAGAACUCUCUCACAUUCCCAGAAGACAGUGAUAUCUCCAAAGAAGCAAAGAAUUUGAUAUGUGCAUUCCUUACUGACCGGGAAAUCCGGCUUGGCCGUAAUGGAGUAGAGGAAAUAAAGAGGCACCUUUUCUUCAAAAAUGAUCAGUGGGCCUGGGAGACCCUUCGAGACACUGUAGCUCCAGUUGUUCCCGAUCUAUCCAGUGACAUAGACACAAGUAAUUUUGAUGAUUUGGAAGAAGAUAAGGCAGAUGAGGAAACGUUUCCAAUACCUAAAGCUUUUGUGGGCAACCAAUUACCUUUUGUAGGAUUCACUUAUUACAGUAACCGACAGUAUUUAGCCGAUCCUGCAGCAAGUCCAGAUGACAACAGAAGCAACUCCAAAGUAGAUAAAAACCUGGUUGAAAAUUUACAGAAAACCAUUUAUCAGCUUGAAGAACAACUGCACAAUGAGAUGCAGUUAAAAGAUGAAAUGGAGCAAAAAUGCAGAAUGUCCAACAUAAAACUAGACAAAAUAAUGAAGGAGCUGGAUGAAGAGGGAAAUCAAAGAAAAAACUUGGAAUCCGUUGUCUCUCAGAUUGAGAAGGAAAAAAUGGUCCUGCAGCACAGAUUGAGUGAAUACCAAAGAAAGGCAGAGCAGGAGAGCGAAAAGCGAAGGAAUGUGGAAAAUGAAGUAUCUACAUUAAAAGACCAGCUUGAUGACCUAAAGAGGAUAAGCCAGAACUCCCAAAUUACAAAUGAGAAAAUAACACAAUUACAAAAGCAGUUGGAAGAAGCAAACGAUUUGUUGAGGACGGAGUCUGACACAGCUGCACGACUAAGAAAAAGUCAAACUGAAAUGAGCAAGACUGUUAACCAAUUAGAGGCACUGAACCGGGAGCUGCAGGAGCGAUGUCGGCUGCUAGAAGGUAGUAAAUUACAGGUGGAGAAGGAUUUCUUCCAGCUCCAGGCAGCGUUGGAUACAGAAAAAAGGGACAGGAGUCAAGGAUCUGAAAUGAUUGGCGACCUUCAAGCUCGAGUGACAUCAUUACAAGAGGAGUUAAAACAUCUCAAAUAUAGUCUUGAAAGGGCAGAAUCUGAAAGAAAACAAGCACAAGAUCUCCUCAAUCACUCUGAAAAGGAAAAAAAUAAUUUAGAAAUAGACUUGAACUACAAAAUGAAAACAAUGCAACAGCGAUUGGAGCAAGAGCUUAAUGAGCAUAAGGUAACGAAGGCCCGGCUAAGUGACAAACACCAGUCGUUUGAAGAGGAAAAGUCAGUUGCCAUGUGUGAAAUGGAAAUGAAAGUGAAGGAAGAAAGAGCAGCGAAAGAGAAGGCAGAGAAUAGAAGAGUUGAGAUAGAGAAGCAAUGUUCAAUGCUGGAUUUCGACCUUAGACAGUCUCAUCAGAAAAUUGAGCACCUUAUUCAACAGAAGGAGAGACUGGAAGAUGAGGUUAAACAGCUUACAGUGCAUUUGGAGCAAGAAACAAAGAAGCGGCUUGUGGUGCAGAAUGAACUGAAAGUGCAAGCGUUUGAAGCAGAUAAUUUAAAGGGAUCCGAGAAGCAGUUAAAGCAAGAAAUUAAUACGUUAUUGGAAGCAAAAAGGUUGUUAGAGUUUGAGCUAGUUCAACUGACCAAGCAAUACAGGGGAAAUGAAGGUCAGAUGCGGGAACUCCAGGAUCAACUUGAAGCUGAGCAGUAUUUCUCCACCCUUUACAAAACUCAGGUUAAGGAACUGAAGGAAGAGGUUGAGGAGAAGAGUAAGCAAAGCCAGGAACUUGAAAAGAAACUACAUGAACUUCAUAGUGAUAAGGAGGGUCUUGCUGCACAAUUGGAUUUGACUGUAACCAAAGCAGAAUCCGAACAGCUUGCUCGGGCGCUCUUGGAAGAGCAAUGUUUUGAAUUGUCUCAAGAGAACAAAAAGCUGUCUUCAAGAAGUAGGCAAGAUUUUGUGGAAAAGGAUCAUACAAUACGCAAGCUGGAAGACACGAAUAGCACUUUAACCAAAGAUGUUCAGGGUCUGACAAAAGAAAAUGCUGAGCUAAGUGAAAAAGCUAGGAAAAUUGAAGAAGAAUUAAAGGAUAAACAAGAGGAAAUUGCAGCCAUGAAGCUUGCCUAUGAGAAGAGUAUUAACACUGAAAGGACACUGAAAACACAGGCUGUGAAUAAGCUGGCUGAGAUAAUGAAUAGGAAAGAUUUCAAACUGGACAGAAAGAAAGCCAACACUCAGGAUCUAAGGAAGAAAGAAAAGGAAAACCGAAAGCUACAGUUGGAUCUUAAUCAAGAGAAAGAAAAGUAUAACCAGAUGGUUGCAAAGUACCAGAAAGAAAUGGAUGAUAUGUUAAUGCAAUUAACUGAAGAAAGCAAUAAUAAGAAUGACCUGCAAAUGCAGCUGGAUAGUAAGGAAAGUGACGUGGAGCAAUUGCGCGCAAGGCUUGUCGACCUACAGCUACGGAUGGAUAAUACCAGCGUGGCCAGCCUGCAGCCAGAUGACACGGAUGGAAUGAUAGGUGAGUCAAGAAUUGAAGGCUGGCUUUCCAUACCGAACAGAGGGAACAUUAAGAGAUAUGGAUGGAAGAAACAGUAUGUUGUAGUUAGCAGUAAAAAGAUUUUGUUUUACAAUGAUGAACAGACUAAAGAACAGUCCAACCCAUCAAUGGUACUAGAUAUAGAUAAGCUUUUCCAUGUCCGCCCCGUUACACAAGGAGACGUUUAUCGAGCAAAUACUGAAGAUAUCCCUAGAAUAUUUCAGAUACUGUAUGCCAAUGAAGGCGAGUGUAGGAAAGAUUUUGAGUUGGAACCUGUGCAACAAACAGAGAGGACAAACUUCCACAAUCACAAAGGCCAUGAGUUCAUCCCUACCCUGUAUCACUUUCCAGCGAAUUGUGAGGCUUGUGCUAAACCUUUAUGGCAUGUUUUUAAGCCUCCUCCUGCGUUGGAAUGCCGAAAGUGCCAUGUCAAGUGCCAUAAAGACCACUUGGAUAAAAAAGAGGAGCUCAUCGCACCUUGCAAAGUGAGUUAUGAUGUGACAUCUGCCAGAGAUAUGCUUUUGCUGGCUUGCACUCAAGAUGAGCAGAAGAAAUGGGUGACACAUUUAGUGAAAAAAAUCCCCAAAACACCACCUUCAAAUUUUGUUCGUGUGUCACCAAGGACAAUGUCAACGAGAUCUACAAAUCAGUCUUUCCGAAAGCCUGCAAAAAAUGCAUCGGGAAAAGCCAGCUAAUCACACUUUGCCCUGUGUGAAGAUUCAUGGAGUUGGGCUUCCAUUACAUAACAGAGCAGGUUAAACAGACUGCCAUUCCUUCUGUCACCUAUGUGUCACCGGCUUCAGGGUUAAGAUUGCGGUUCCGUUUUCCCUUGCUUAGGCACAGAAAGCAUGCUGUGAGGGUAUUUUAUUGCGGGUUUGCCUCGAGGUAGAUUAGAUGAAUUAUUACUAUGUAAUGCAAGUAAAAUAAGGCUUAGCUACGUAUAUAUUCAUAUAUAUAUUUAUAUUAUUCAGAUAAGGAUGGUUGUCGUAUAUCUAUUGAAGCCUGAUGGCUAUGACGGAAUGCAGCUAUCUGUAAAUACAGAAUUGAUCUAAUCACCCCCGUAUCCCCAAUAAAUGGGUUGCCAUUUAUGUCUAGGGCCAAGCACAAAGAGCAACAAAAGAAUGUCUCAAAGUGUGAGAACAGCUAUUCAUUCGCAGUCUGUUAGCAUUUCUUGAAGACUUUGCAAGAAGCUAAGUGACUGCUAGGACUGUAGUGCCUUCACUUUACAGCUCUUGUCAGCCUUAACACAGAAGUGUGGGCAGGAGUUUAGUUCCUGCCUUUUAUUCUGUUUUGUUUUUAUUUUAUUUUUUUUCUUAUGUAGUUGCUCAUCAAGGUGAAAGGUCAAGACAUUUUUUUUAAACUAUGCAUUUUUUUUAUGCCAAGCCAUAUUGUGUUUUAUUAGAGAGGCAUUAGAAAACUAACAGUACAAAACAAAAUUUGUAUGCGUUUUUUUGGGUACAUAAUUUCUUUUUUUUUUUGUAAUGUGUUGCCUUACAGUUUUAAUGAUAAAGAACAUUAAGUUAACGGACAUAUUAAAAAAAAAUGUAUGCACUGUGUGAAAUUGUAAAUUAUUGGUAGAACACGUUUUAUUUUGAAUUGCUUUGUUCUUUUAUUUUUUCGUGUGCCUUAAUUUGAUUUAGAUAUUUUACUGCCAUGUUUUACAUGUAGGUGCCCAAGACAUACAUAAAUAAUUUUAUUAUAAAUAUUUUUUUAUUUCAUUUUUUUUUUUUUUCCUUGAAACCCAUGGCUUUUAAAUUAAUAUUUUUUUAAUAACUGCAAUGAGAGAAAUACAAGAUUAGAUGAAAGGCUUUUUGAGAAAUGUUGAGAAUGGGAAUUUACCAGAGAAUUACACAUAUAAGUCCAAAAAUACCUAAUAUGAAAACAUAAUUGAGAUUUGUUUAUUUCUUUGUUUUCCAAUUUAGUUUACUUAUAAAUUCUAAAUCUGUGUUCUUCAACCGUGCCUUCAUGACCCACUAACCAGCCAGGAUUUUCUAAAAUCGUAAAUUUUCACAAUUGAGUUAUGCAGUAGCAUCCCGUGUUCAUUGAGGGAUCCAUAUAUCAAUAGAGAUAUCUUUUAAUUCUACUACUUUCUGUUGGUCCUGAAGGCAUGUUUAGUAAUGGACUUAGUAAUGGACAACACCUUCAUCAUGGUCUUUAGAGCACCAUUUGGGAUUUUCCUUCAUGAUUCUCUGGUGGACACACAGAAUGCCUACUCCUGUUGUAAAGAAAACCAUAAUGCUCUUCCAUAUUUCAGAUUACAGUUUUCCAACCUUGUUCCUUCAGCUAUUAAUGGACUGUAGAUCCCAUCUUUUUUUGAUAAUAGGUGCAAAAACAUGGUUAAACAGUCCUAUUUUUGCUGUUGGUUUCCAGUAUAAAUUCUGAAACCUUUAUUUGCUUUCUCCCUGGUAUUUGUUGUGUGUUUUUGUUUUGAACAAUCCAUGAUCCGAACUACCUGCUAAAGUUCCUACUAUGAAAUAAUAAAAAAUGUAAAGAGCAUCAAAUAGUUUUUCGCAUUAAAACUAAGGACUUUUUGUCUUUUUAUAAACUCUUGAUAGUUUAGGAAAUUUAAUAUAAAAUGCUCUUGCAAAGUAGCAGACGAUUUAGGGUAUGGGCAAUAAUGUAUGUUUGUGGGAUAUAUAUCCAUGUUUGUUUUGUACCAAAUACCUCCUCAGUAAUUUAUAAUGGCUUUGCAGUUUUGUGUCAUAAACAAAAAUAGAAAAAAAAAAAAGCACUGGAAAACUGGUUCGCCCGAAGGCAAUUUGCAUGUUCCAAGUGGUAUUGAAUCCGCACUGAUGGAUAUGUCAUAAUAAACAUAUCUGUUAUUAAUAUGCUAAUGACUGCGUGAUCAUUUGAAAAGAAAUAAAAAAAAUAUAUAUAUUUAUAGACACACUGUUUCAAUAUGACUGUCCAGUGUAUUACAUAUUAUAUUUUUUGUGAAGUCAUCUUUGUCUUGUCUUUCAUUCACAAAAUGGUUUUGCUCUGCUGAAACACCUUUCCUGCUUGUUUAAUUUUUCUGGGCACUUCUGAACCAACUAUCUUGAAACGAGAACAUCUGGCCCAGAACUGGAAAUUGGCCAUAACUAUAGUCCGUUCUGUCUGUCUUCGCUGUACUACCAAUAUUUGCUACAGCCCUGAAUGUGAGGUCAUUAUGCUGAUAAGCCACGGCAGAGGAGAGAAAAGAUAGUACUUGAAUAUUAAUUAAAAUGUUUUUACAUGUAAAUAAAUUCUUAUAAUGUUUGACUACAUAAA
Messenger RNA from Pelobates fuscus (common spadefoot toad), 7144 nucleotides. RefSeq names its product Rho associated coiled-coil containing protein kinase 1 (gene ROCK1). Gene Ontology annotation, cellular component: cytoplasmic stress granule; cytoplasm; cytoskeleton. The transcript has 33 exons. Gene Ontology annotation, molecular function: Rho-dependent protein serine/threonine kinase activity; ATP binding; small GTPase binding. The coding region runs from base 511 to 4590 and encodes 1359 amino acids. Gene Ontology annotation, biological process: embryonic morphogenesis; cortical actin cytoskeleton organization; actomyosin structure organization. The record is from RefSeq and is a predicted model, not a curated record. Lineage: Eukaryota; Metazoa; Chordata; Amphibia; Anura; Pelobatidae.